GGGUAGGACGAUCUUAAGUAUUUAUUAUAUGUAUAAGGUGACUUAUCAUACUCUAUAUUAAUUUUUUGCUAAAUAUAAAUUUGCAGUAAAUAUCUUGCAUCUUUUAUAUAUAUUUUCAGAGAGUUCAAAUUUCUCCAGUAUAAUCAUAGCAGUGGCGUCUCAUUGUGAUGCUAAUGAAAUUUCAAAAUGUUUUAUAUAAUACGUACAAUAUAUGUAUAGAAAUUUUCUAUGGUGAGUGUACGAGUACUUUUGCCAGCCACUGUAUAUUUACUUAAAGAAAAUAUCAAAAUCCAACAAUCGAAUUUUUCGAAAUUUCUAACCACGGAAGACCUCUUAAAGAAUUGUACUGGAAAAGAACAAUGCAGCUUUUCGCCUUGCCUUUUAAAGGCGUCACGAAGUGUUUUCAUCUACCAAGGUGUAAUAAAUACACCUUUCGCUCGAGAUCUUCACACUAACGUGAAAGUCUUAGAUACGUGCAGUUAUAUUCUACCUGUAUCCAUUUAAACUGUUUUGUUACAGAAAAGUGCACUAAUGUACCAAAUGGUACCGUUAAUACUAAUAUUUCUAAAAUCAAACAUCCAUGAUGUAUCAAUAUUAUUUUAUGUUUGACCAAUAUUUCCUGAAAAAAGACAUCUCUACAUAGACAAGAAUUAAUAAUUAAACACGUAAUAAUUAUAUGAAAUCCGUAAAUCUCGAGUUUACACCUAAAAUUUGUUUUCGACAAAUCUCUUCGACAUGAGUGUUUCAGGUAAUACUAAAAAUAUCUAAAUAUAAAAUCAAGAUUGUCCUUUGAAAUUUGUGAUAUCACAUAAAAAUAUCAUUCACUAUUUAUUAAAUAAAUUAUAAAAAUUUAAGUAUCAUAAUGACAAAUAAUUCAAGAUAUCUAGGAUAUCACAAUAAUAUAAAUAGAGAAUAUUUAACAGAUGGAGAUGAUAAUCAUCGUGCACCAUCAGAUCGUACAGUAUCUGAAUAUAUUGUGUCUACUGACCAUGCUACAAUGAUGAAAUCAAUGAAAAAAGAUCAUUCAGACAAAUAUGAAAAAGAAGAAGGAAGACAAUCACGAAAUAUACACAAUAGUCGUGGUUCAAUAUUAUCUGGAUCUUCAAGACAUAGUCUUCAUCCUCUUAGUAAAAGUAUUUCACAUGGUAGCAUAUGUGACAAUGGUUCAGAUAUAUAUGUUACAAGUGCUGCAUAUAGGGCAACUUCAGAUAUAAGCCAUGUAUCGCAUCACAGUCUAACACCAAGUUCAAGAUUAGGACAUCGAGCACCCAGUCAUUGUAGUUAUGGUUCUGCAAAAUCAGUAAAAUCUCACACAUCUAGAAAAGAUGGUAUUAUUAUAGAAACCAUGUCGACACCUAAUCCUUUUUGCCCAAAUACCAAAGGAGUUUGCUGUCUUAUGUUACUUCUUAAUCUUGGUUUAAUUCUUGUUGCAUUAGGCUUUGUUAUAGUGAUUCAAUUUUUUCAACCAUUAAUAGUUUGGAUUUUGGGAAUAGUUUUUCUUGUUUUCGGAUUCCUAACAUUGAUAGGAAGCCUCAUAUACUGCGUACAUGUAUUUCGAAAUGCUAAACAUCCACAUGAUAUCAAUCCAGAGGAUCUUUAUUGGACACGAUAUUGGCAAGGACAUGUAGGUUCAGCACCUGAAGUAUAUUACAAGGCAGAGGAUAAAUAUCAUGAUGAUGGAUACAGUGAUCGUUUGAGCAAGUAUUCACAUAAAUAUUAUGAUCGGCAAAGAUAUUAAAGAGAAAAAACAUCUACUUCAUGUAAAUGUGAAUAUAUGCAAUGUGUUUAUAGUAAUCUAUACAUAACUUACAUAUGAAUUGAUUUCAAGACAUAAGAAAUGUAUAUAUUACAUAUAUUACAUAUAUACAUUAAUUGUACUAACAUAUUUAAAAUCUAGUUUAUGAAACUAUAUUUUGUAUAAAAUAGUAAGUAUUAUUUAUUUUAUACAUAUAUAUUAUAUAUUUUAUUUUGUAAUGAGUAUAUUUUAUUUUUAUAACUUAUCUUCAUAUGCAUAAUCCAGCAAUAUUUCUAUCUUGCAUGCAAUAAUAAAAAUAAAAAACAUAUUAAGUAGUUGUA
This is a messenger RNA of Bombus huntii, 2076 nucleotides long. RefSeq lists its product as uncharacterized. NCBI's taxonomy places the organism in Eukaryota, Metazoa, Arthropoda, Insecta, Hymenoptera, Apidae. The coding region runs from base 863 to 1738 and encodes 291 amino acids. The transcript has 7 exons. The record is from RefSeq and is a predicted model, not a curated record.